GUGACAUCGGAUAUGAUUCGAAUCUGCGCCUUUCGCUGUCCGAGCGAAUCACUAAAGAAUAAUAUCUUACACGGAGUACCUGUUCUUACUUUCAAUCCUAACAAAGCCAGCGUCUGGUUUCCAAAUAGCUUUCAACAUGUUCGACACCGACGGCAACCAAAGAGUAGAUAAGAAUGAAUUUCUAGUCAUUCAACGCCUGCUCGGUGGUGCUUUCAAGGAACGUAAAGAUUUGGACGCGAAGAGUCAGGAAGCAAUGGAGAAAAUCUUUAGUUUUGCUUGGAAAGGCAAGCGAGGCAUUAACGAAGUAGUUGAGGGCGAAGGGGCGGAGGCCAAGCCCCAAGACACAUAUGUCAACGACGAACAAGGCCUGCAGCGCAGGCAUAACGUAGAUACUUUCUUGCAGGUUCACUUUUUCGGCAAGAAAGGUACUAAUGAUCUCAGAUUCGAAGGCUUCAAGCAGUUCAUGGAGAACUUACAGACAGAAGUGUUGGAAUUGGAGUUUCAAGAAUUCGCAAGAGGCCACGAAACGAUAUCCGAAGUGGACUUCGCCAAGAUCCUCCUCCGUUACACGUACUUAGACACGGACGAGUACGACAUGUACCUGGACCGGCUGCUGGACCGCGUCAAGUACGAACACGGCAUCACCUUCGACGAGUUUAAGACCUUCUGCCAAUUCCUCAACAACCUGGAGGACUUCACCAUUGCCAUGCGGAUGUAUACGCUCGCAGACCAUCCCAUAUCCAAAGAUGAGUUCCACCGGGCGGUGAAGAUUUGCACGGGCAUCGGUCAGUCGGAGCACCUGGUGACCACCGUGUUCGCGAUCUUCGACGCGGACGGCGACGGCCUGCUCAGCUACAAGGAGUUCAUCGCCAUCAUGAAGGACCGCCUGCAUCGGGGGUUCAAGUCAUACGCGAAGAACGAAGGUUGGGAGGCGUUUAAGUCUUGCGUCAAGCAAGAAAUGAAGAGCGCCGUUUAAGUAUACCUUGCAAACAUCCCGGUUGUAAAUAUUAAGUACGAACUUUAUAAAUAUACUAGCUGAGCCAGCUAACUUCGUAUCGCCAUAAAAAUAUAGGUGGUAGAAGGGUGAAAAUUUAGGGUGACACGAGAAUUUUAUAUAUUAGAUAAUACUCAAUUUACAACUUUCAGUAAAGUUAACACAGGUGGUAGAAUAUUUUGGUUGGGUCUUCUUUUAAAAGAAAGGAACUAAUGAACAAUGGUGCGAAACAAUCUUAGUUGUCUGUCUUUUUAAUAUUUAAAUUGUAUAACUUGAGAAAAGCUUGGGUUACUACUUAAAUUUUAUGUAUAUAUACAUAAAAUUGUAAGUAGUAACCCAAGCUUUUCUUAUUCAUUCUUUGUAGUCUGGCAAAGCAAAAGAAUGGCGCCGUAACGCGUUACGUAACGAAGCUGUUUAGCCUCCCAUAAGAAGUUAUCACUUCAAAACGCUCUAAAUCUACCUAUGUAUAUAUAGAGUGCAAAUGUUUAAUAUUUACAAUCGGUUAAUGCCAAUACCCUGACCCUAGUAAGAGAUAACUUACUUUUAUAUCUAACGGCCAGUUUCAAUAAUCAAACUCCAAAAAGAAUUGCCUAGAUAUUUUCAAUAUUUAAUUUAUAAUAACAACUGUUGCUAAGAAAUGGAACCAGAAUAUCCUUACCUUUUACAACUUAUUUCUUGCUGGGGAUAUGUGACUGGAAUUGGAAAUUUGUUUGUUUUUAAUUUGCCAUAAAGUUUUGUUAGCAAAGUGUUAUGAUCGAUUUGCAUAACUGCAUAGUGUGUCUCUUAGUUUGCCAUUUGUAUGAAAUCUACUUAUGUUUUUUUGGGUUUAUUUGAUUUGUGUCAAUAUCAUCGGAAGAAAAUCGUCUCGUCGAAAAGAAAUCUAUUUGAUUUUCAGUCAAAUAUUAGGGAUGAUGACGUGGUAAAGUCAUCGAAAUUCUAUAUUGUCCAUUAGUUACAUUUAUCAAAAAAUAUUAGACACCUAAGAAUCUAUUUUCUUGUUAUUUUUUUUUUCUAGUUUGUCUGUAGAUUUAAACAUCUAGCAGUUAAAUGCUUAAAAAAUAUUAGACGUUUAUUUUUUCUUUUGUCCAUCAAUUAAAUAAUGACAGAAAUAAAGUACGUCAAAGAGAUAGGGUGCUUGUGACGUCACUCCUAAGUAAAAAUUGUAACAAAACGUGACGUUAUGUGGCAUUUCGAAAUCAAUAUAUCUCUGUGAUGUUUUCAUUAUGAUAAUAAAGACAAAAUACGUGUCCAAUAUCUUUUGAUAAUGAAAUAAAAUAAUAGACGAAGAAAAAAAAAUUUGUCAUAUCUAUUAUAUCAGCAUUUAAAGGCCACGGUAGCCGUUUAUCAUCAGAAGCACUAAAUGCUUAUUAGUCAUUAUAUAUGAAAAAGUGGCGCUGUUUUUAAGAGCCUCAAACUGGAUCUUGCUAUUGUUUUCCAUGUAUAUCUUCCAUCUCUCUCAUUCCACUUGGCACUUUAUUCGGUUAUUCGUGUUUGCUAUUUCUAACUCGACAACAGUCUGUCUUUAUCAUGCUUCAUAAGAAAUGAAUAGGUCAAACUGGUGCAAUGUUUACAAAUAGCAAACACGAAUAACAAAGAACUCCGACAUCAGAAUGAGAGUUUUCGCUAGUAAGUAAUUAGCGCCAUAGUUGGGGGUAGAAGAAGUUAAUUAAGUUUUUAGGUGACUUUGAUGUCGUAUCUUCCAAAAAUAGGUCAUGGAAUGAAAAAUCUUGUUAAAUACACUUUGAGAGGUGGUGGAUCUAUCGCUUAGGUGCUGACACUUUCCGCCUUAUUACAAAACGUUGACUAAAGUUAAACCUGGUUUAAAACUGAUGCUGUCACUUUAUGGCUAAAAAGAGGACGGAGACAGUAUUAGACUUAAAAAUGAAUAACUUACAGUCCGCAUAUUGGAAUAAGGCGGUUAAUGAACGUUGUUUGUGAAGGAUCGCCAGCCUAUAAUCCAUUUAAAUUGUAAUAUUUAUUAAGUUUGUAUGCACAUUAGUUUCAAUUGUAUUAGUAAUAUUGCGUUUUGUCAAAGUCCCAAAAAAAUGUGGGUUUUAUAAACCAUGGUGCAAGUGAAACUUUUAAUAUCAUCAAUCUUCAAGUCUUUGUUCGGCGUGAAUCGAACCCGAGCCGUCGGCGUAGCAGGCGAGCUGCCUACCACUGAGCCACGGAUGCUUGUUGAUAAGGUCUGAAUUUAUUAAUAACAAUUAAAGAUGGAAUGCGACGUGCUAAAGAUGAACGAAAGAAAAAUUGUAGCGAUAUCAUAAAAGUUUCACUUCAAUACUUAUACAGUGUUGCCCACAUUGAUGGAAAUAUUGGUGUCGAUUCUGGCACGAUUAUCUAAACCUAAAUUUAAAUUUGACAACAGUCUAUCUUUGUCAUUCUCUAUUCAGAAUGAAAAGGAGAGACUGAUCUUAAAUUUAGUUUUUAAGUUUAGAGAAUCAUGCCAGAAUCGGCACCAUUACCUUUUAUACUUACAUACGUAAGAACAAUUUUGGCUUAGGAAAUGUAUCCACUAUUAUGGUGAAUUUAAUUUCCCCACUUUAAUUUUCAAAUAACUACGCAAUUAUGUAGUAAUUAAUAAGUUUCAGGCUGUGUUUGUUAUCUACGUUUUAACUUAUUGCAUAAUUAGGUGCUAUUUAUUAUAAUAAUAAUUUAUUUGAAGCCAAAUAUAAAAAUAAUCUAGAUUAUUACAAACUUUCGAUAUUAUUUUUAUUUAUAACAGUGACCACCAUACGUAUUAUUAAAAUAAUUUAAAUUUCCUUGACAAACGCAGAUAAGAUAUAAUAAUACACCUAAACGUGCUAUCUAUAAAUAGUUUCAAAACCAGUGUUUUAUUUAAAUUUAUAUAAAAAUACGGCACACCACACGUUAUUUUAAUAAACACAUAGUAUACUAUUAUCACACGCAACGAUAUUAAAUACCCUAGAUACACCAAGGCGAAAAAAAAAGUGCCCGAAACCUGUCCAACAGGUACAUUGGACGAUCCACGGAGCUCCGUCGCGUAGUCAGAAACAAUAUAAGGCAUUAUUUAAACAUUGAAAGUCACCUUAAAUGCGUACUCUAUAAGGUCCUAAUUUAAACUCAUGCGUCAAAGGGGUAUGACAGUUCGUAAUGGAAGCUUGUAAAAUUUUACGACUUAUUGCUAUACGCGGAAGAAUGUAGACCUUAUUUCUUUAUCUCUACGCGCAAUUCUGAAUGCGUUAUUUGCAUUAUAGCAGGUACGGACCGCGAGGAAAAGAAACGGCUAUAUUGCCGACCAUGCAUUUGAAUAUCACAAAUAUUUUCUACUAAAUCAGUUUAUAGUAAGUAUUAAAACAAAAAGUGCUUCAAAGGCGUUAAAUUAACAAACAUUGAUUAGAUACAUGUCGAAAAACCGACAAUACAUACUGCAAGCAAUUUCUUCGCAUUUUUUCACGGAGCUCUGCGGCAACUUGAUUUUUCUACGCUCCAUGCUAACUGUGAACAAAGGUGCUUGAGUGGUGUACAAGCACUUCUUGAUUGGGACACAUUUUGAGCGCUCGUGGUGUAUCUAGGAUAGUUUAAUAUCGUUGAUCAUCAGUGCUAAACACGUGCAGAAAGUUUUAAUCACUUUAAAUAAUGUAAGGCAAAAACAAUUCAUAUUAGAACCACGAAAAUCAUGAUUAUAUAAGUUCUUAUUCAAUUCGUGUCUUUAUUUUAUAAUACUCUACUUUUCAAAUAUAAGUAUUAAUGUGUCAGUACUAAUCAAGAAAUUUUAAAACAUGUUAGCUUAAAGUAAGAAUAGGUAUUUAGACAAUUUUAUUACGUGGUUUUUUAUCAAACUUUAAUAAAAAGAUUAUAUAAUAUACGAAAACUACGAAAAGUUCAAGAGCUGCUAUUCGGCUGCGGGCCCGCAGACUUUAAAUUCCGAUCUCGCCUUUUGGUCACACGCAUAAAAAUCGCAGAGCGCGAGGGCCAGAUCCACUCCCCCUAGACAAGGAAUAAGCUUAGACUAGUUACGCCGUGUUUUGUUCAUGUAACUCAAAUGCCAUUUGUCAUUCAAUAAACAGAGACAAAACUUGGAGUAACUAAUCCAAGCGUAGUCUUCGUUUAUUAAUAACGGGUAUCGCGACCCGCGUGCACCCGCAACGUGUGCCGCAAGCCGCAAACACCCUCGCACUCUACGGGCGCAAAUCGUGCCGUGAAUUUUGCUUUUGCAUUUUACCCAUAAUUUGACAUUCUACGCGGCGGGCGCGGGACAUAAUCGCACCGGUAGUUCUUAGACUAAGAAUACCAGAUGUUGUAAUAUAAUAGACUUCAAUUAGAUGAGUAAAUAUACUGAAUGCUACUUUUUACUCACCCGAUUCUCGUUAAUACAAAAACCAACGCCAACUAGUAAACUCUGAAUACUAAUUUAUGUAAAAAAUAUCGGGUAAGUUAAAAGUCCACGAAGUAUAUUUUUUAGGAAAAUCUUUUACUAUAAUAAAAAUAUUGGUAGCCAUCAUCCUUGUGGAGAGACUAUAAGUUAUUUCAAUGAGAUUAUUUAUUAUCAUAAAAUAAAUGUUGUGAGUUUUUUCGCUUAUAUUAAUUUAAUUAUUCUCAUAUUUGCAAAUGGAUGCAAAACUAACAUGGUGCUUAUGAAAAAAAAAAAUAUAUUUCUUGCGUAUAGUUUUUAAAUUUUGUGUCAAGUUUUUGUGAUAUUUAAUUAAAAAUUGUCUAGCAAAUAAUGAGAAAUCGCUUUUGUCUUCUUGUUUAUAAAUAUUGUCAUGGCAUUGUUAAUGUUGUUGCCUUGCCUAAAACAUAAUUAUUAUUUUUUAUAUGAUUAAAAUAUAUGCUAAUUUCAUCAUUGAAACAUUUCGCUUGGAUAGGUAGGUACUAGUAAAUUUACCUUUUUCUUAGAUAUUUGCUAUUUUAUAAGAUGGUAAGAAACAAUCUGCCAAAAGAUUAAAAGCCUUAAAAUUACCAACAUGGGGAAAAUAUCUCUUCAGUAAAUCCAGAAGGUAACAUGAAUGAUACUUAAACAAUGUUUAAUUUGCUAGUCAUUAUGAUAUAAGUUAACGAUCGAACUUGUUGUUAUUUAAAAACAUAGUUACCAUUGUUACUAGAUCAAUUAUCAUCAUCUUUUUAUCUCUGUAAGUAUGUGUUAAAUAAAUCGCAUCAACGAAUAGUGAUUUUUCCUUUAUUAAAAAAUAUUAUGAAAAUUAUACUGUUUUUUUUCUAUUUUAAAUAACCAUUCAUAUUUAACAACCUUCAAUAUUUACGUAGCACCUUACACUGAUUACGCAGUGUUUUAUUCACAUUUCUCCAAAUAAGAUCUGUAAUUCUGCUUUUAUCACAAACAUAGAAAAAGGAUUGAGUUAUUCCUGUCCAACUAUCAAGUAAUAGCUCAAUUACACUUGGUCAUUAGCCCGUAUUCGGGCGUACGAAAGAAAUUACUCGAAUUCAGGCACCUGAAGCAAUAUUUACACUGGAAUACACGCAUACUCUAAUAAUGCCUAUGUACAGCGAAUGAAUCGCAAAGUAAGAUCAAGGAACAGAUGGAACCAAAAGGUACAAACAGGUAUGUUACGAAAGAAGGGAAAGCAAGGAUAACGGAGGAAACGAGCGAAAUGGUAAGGAUAAUCAAAGAGUUAACAAAUAGAGUGAGCGAAUUAGAAAGUAUAAAAGAAAGAGAACGUGUGCAAGAGGAGGAAAGAGAAAAAGGCAAGAAAGGUAAAGAUGAGAAUGAAAGUGAGGGUGAGAAUGAAAUAAAAAAUAAUAUGAGAAUAAUGAAUGAAACGAUAAUAGAUAAUAAGGAAAGAAUAGUCGGAAAUGGUAAGAUCCUAGUAAACAUUAUGGAAAUGAUGCUGGAGCUUACACAGAAUGCGAAAGAAACGAGAGAGGAGCAGAGAAAAAUUAAUAUACUUUUAAUUGAGGGGAAAGAGAAAAUGGAAGUAAGCAAAAAGAAAAUAGAAAGAAUGAUGAGUAUGCAAGUUGAGGAAAGUAAGCAAAUGAAAGAGGAAUAAGACAAGCUGAAAGAGAUAAUGAUAGAAAAUAAUAAAGCCUAUGGAUAGAGGAAGGUAGAGGAAGACUGGAAGCGAUAAAAGAGAUGCAAGAGAGAGUGGGAAAGCAAAUGGAAGAAGAGCAUAAGAAACUGACUGAGUUGGGAGCUAAGAUAGAGGAACAAAGAAAGGAAGAAACAUAUGCUGAGAAGGUGAGAAACGUUCCACCCCAAAACAAGUCACUAAAUUCCAUCAUAGUGGCGUCGACCGACGAAACGCUAACGAGCGACCAGGUGUUCGACGCGGUGCGGAAGUCGGUCGAUGAAAAAGGGGAGAGGAACGAAGUACGGAGAGUGAGAAAGGCAAAAGGGCAAAAGGUGAUAAUAGGGUGUGCAAGGGAAAGCGAGGCUGAGAAACUGAAAGAGAAGAUAGAGAAGAAUAAAAAUUUGAAAGUGGAAAGAGCGAAAAAUAAAUACCCACUAUUGAUAGAGAGGAAUGUAAGAGGAGAGAGACAAAAAAAGGGGAAGUGAAAGAAGGAAUAAAAAGAAAACUUGGAAGAAUAAAUAGGGAAGAAAGGUACAAGAAAGAAUAUAUAUAAAAAAAAGUAAAGUAUAUAUUUUUUUUUAUUUAAUUUUUUUAAUCAAGCAAUAUUACAAUUAUAAUACAUAUUAUAGUGCAAACAAAAACCAGAAAGGUUUAUUCGUGCACUAUAUAGUAUAUGAAAAGGCAACUAGGAAUCCGCAUGUGGCGCACGUCGUGGUCAGAGUGGCUCCCACUAUCUGGCGGCAGCUGACAGAUGCGGAGACUCUUCAACUACAGUGGGGAAUCUCCGCUGUGGAAGAUCAGUCCCCGUUAAUCCAGUGCUCCCGCUGUCUGGGCUAUGGCCACAUCAGACGGGUCUGCACGGAGGCACUGGACAGCUGCAGCCACUGUGGCCCCCCCACAGUGGCUGCAGCUGUCCAGUGCCUCCGUGUAUGCCACAUGCCCGAAUAAAGACUCCGCGCCUAGUUGCCUAAACUGCAAAAGGGCUGAGCAGAACACCUUUAGCAAACACUGCCCACAGAAAAUACUCUGGACAGAAUUGCGAGAGCGAAAGUGGCGUAUUGCUAAGGGUGUUGUGGGCAAAAACAGAACGGGGAGAGGAACAGAGAAGUGCAAAGAAAAGAUAUAUAGGGUAGAAAAGAGAAUUUUGAGAAAAGAAAUCAAAGAUAGUGGGAAAGGCUGGUCUUGUAUUCAAGAAUGGAACACGUACUAGGAGAAAGACUGCUGAAGUCCCCUCCUGGAACAACGAAGAGAGUACGAGUGGAUGCCGAGGGUAGCCACGAGGCCAAAACAAAUGGAGGUAGCAAAAUUGAUAUUUUGAAACCCCAUUUGCGGAGGCAAACCGGGCUCCGGAGGCGAACACUCAACUCAGGAAGUAGAAGGCGACCGGGAGGAGACUUCAGGAGCAAACAUAGCAAAAGAUAAAUGAGAAGCAAGCAAAAUAGGUCCGAACUGGUGUAAGACAAUGCAGUAAAAUAAGAGAAUAAAUAUGUAUAGACAGAAUAAAUAAUAUGUAAAUACUAAAAAAUGAUGACAAAAUGUAAAUGACGAAAAGUAAUGUAAUAGAACAUAAGUAAAGUAUGUAGUAUAAGUAGAAGAAAGAAUAGAAAUAAAAAACAAUUGUAAAGUUUAGCUUACUAGAAGGAAAGCAAGAGGAAACUAAUACGUAUAGAAUAAAAAAGAGCAGAGACUGUAAAUAUAAGAUAAAUAAUAAUAUUAAAAAGAACCAAAUGUAAUAGAUAUUAAGAACAGUUAAAUGUAAAAAUUUAAAAGAAUAUGAAAGAGAAAAGAAAAGCGCGCACAAAAAAAAUAGACAAAGAGAAAAGAAAAACUCUAAAAAAAUAGAAAUACAAAAACAAAAAGAAAGAAAAAGUCCUGCCACUGAGUGGGGAAGCCGGAUACUUUAAAAAAAAAAUGCCUAUGUACUCCUGUAUCAGGGAAUACAGACGCAAGGAGGGAGUUCUGUUUCCUAGUGGUUUUUUUUUAUUUUAUUUCAACACAUACCAAUUAGCCUAGCCCCAAAAAGGCACUGGUGUCGAUUCUGGCACGAUUCUCUAAAUCUAAACUUAAAUUUGACAACAGUGUAUCCUUGUCAUUCUCUAUACGGAAUGAAUAGGAGAGACAGAUUGUAAAUUUAGUUUUAAGUUUAGAGAAUCACGCUAGAAUCGACACCACUGUAGGCUUGUGUUAUGGGAUAUUAGGGUAACGUAUAGAAUACAUUUAAUGAUACAUAUUUAUUCCCUUGCUGUGUAAGUGGAUGAUUUCUGCCAGGGUUUAAGAAAAUAAUUUUUCAUAUUUAAAUUUUUCCUAUUUUGCGUUUUAUCGUAUUUAGUAUUGGUUUUUAAUUUAGAUAUCUAAUGGUGUCGAUUCUGGCAUGAUUCUCUAAAGCUAAACUUAAAGACAACGAGUGUAUCCUUGUCAUUCUCUUGAAAUAAUGAAAAGGACAGACUGAUGUUAAAUUUAGUUUUAAGUUUAGAGAAUCCUGCCAGAAUCGACACCAAUGUUAAGAUAAGUUUGUAGAGAAACUAACCAGGAUUGAUUUAAGAUAUAAAUGAAGCCUGGAUGUACUGUAGAAUUCGAAUAUUAAGAGACAAACAAACCUAGACUGAUAAAACAAAGUGGCUGGCUACACAGCCAAGGUGAUAAGUAUAUUUAUGUAGAAACAUCCAUGAUGUUAUGGUUUCUUCAAUUAUGAUGGGUCCUCUGUAUAUUUAAAUAAAACAAUGUGUUGACUUCACACGCAGUUUUAUUUGCCAGCCAUGUUGGUGUAAGAGAGAGGGUGAGAGUGAGACAAAACAUAUUCAACGACAACAGACAACGGUCCGAUUCACCUAUGUAACACAUGACUGGUGUACAAAUGCUCGUCAGCCAUCACACAAACAUUUGCCGCCACCGGGAUUCGAACCCGGGGACCUCACGAGUAGGCGACACCUUGAAACCCGGUGUACAAACCACUUUGCCACCUAGGGUACGCCGGCUGGGGGAGGUGUGUCCACUAUGUACGGAUGAACGGGGGCCACGUCUCGAAAUCCGAUGGUAAAAAAAGUAGACGAAAUAGAUUUUGACCUUGUGCACACUCCCCGAAAUGUAACUAGGGGGCCAAUCGCCUAACGAGAUUACUAUAACUAUCGCUAUCAUUUACGAUUCCUUUUUUUUCUGACCGCUGAAGGUUUUGAAAUACAUCGCGCUGGUUUUUUUCCUUUGGCAUUGGUAAUAAUAAGAAUAUUAAAGAAAAUGAGUAUAACGUAUUUGAGAACCUUCGGGGUCAGAAAUAACAAAAUGAUAUCGUAAGCGAUAGCUAUAGCCAUAGCAAUCCCCUUAGGUAAUAGACCCCCUGUUCAAAACACUCAGAAACGCAACCAGGCGGCGAUGUUCGAGGAUUUGUAGCUGUCUGGUUGUGAAUACUUCAUCGCCUAUGAGUUUUCUAGCACGUCUAUCAAAAAGCUUCCAAGGUUUCAAGCUGGUAGCGGGCUGAUACAUCCCACAUGUAGGAGCGGUACCUACUUCAUGCAUGGCAGAACUUGUGCUGAAUAAAGAUUCAGUAGUUGGGACGUAGACCGAUUAAAAAUAAUUUGAAUUGGUCGUCUAAUGUCAUUAUCGUAUCAAUUCACCUUUCCGAAAAUAAAAAAAAACAUGAGUUUGAAAAUAUUUUAAUUUAAUUUAAAUUUUCAGUUUCAUAAUAUUGAAAUCGAUAUUCAUACACAUAAAGAAAUAAAUGUUCCAACAAAUUACAGACUCACAUAAAGCAUUUUUACAAGCUUAAUUAUUUUAACUUUAUACAUCUCAAGAGCUACGUAUGUAAGUAUAUACCAACCUAGUGUAGAAAGAAAAUGCCAUAGUUUUGAAAUAAACUAUUGUUUUUAACAAUUCGGUCAGUAGUCGAAAUAUCUUUUUUUUUAUAUCUUAUUAAUGACAAUAUGUGAGUGUGUUAAUUUUCACAGUCCUCUUAAUUAUUAAUUAAUAAAUAAAUAAAAUACAAAUAAGUACUUCCUUACAACCGAAUACUGAAUUUACCCGAUUUUUGAGUUGGUACUUCUAGUAGGAUUAAAUAAAUGCAAUAUAAGCCCUUUAUCUCAAGAAAAGUUUACCAGACCAGGCAGCAGACGGGACUCGAGCCCGCACCCUUCGCUAUCCAGGCGAAUGCACUGACCAUUAUGCUACCGCGGCCCUGACGGCCGUGUCGAAUUUUCUCUAGCCUUAGGCUGUAAGGCAGCGCCAUCUCUACACAUCGUAGGCAACCCACAAUGUUGCUUAAAAAAAACAAAUAUAAGCCCUUUAUGUUUAAAUUGGUGAUAAGAUUCAGUAUUUGGUCGUAUAAUACUCAUAUUAGAAACUUAAUGCAAAAACAAUACUUUGAGCAGUCAACCCGUUAACAAAAAUUAAUUUGAUAAAAAAUCAUUUUCAGUAUCUGUUAUUUUAUGAACAUUUAUAUAAACACGUUCUGUUUAGAUUAAUUGCGUAUUUAAAAGGUUUAUUUUUGUCACAAUCUUAUUUCACAACAAUCAUAAUUAUAAAAAGUACAAUGUUUAUUUUUAAUGUUAACGUUUUGAAAUUUAACAUGAUAAACAAAUACUGUAAAACAUCGUACAACCAUUAUAAUAUUUAGGGCAAUUUAACUGAAAUACAAUUAUAAAGAAAAAUAUUAUUGCAUUUAAUGUUUACCAACUAAGCAUAAUAAGUUAUAUCACGCAUUCUUAUUGUAUUUACUGUAGUUCUUGUGAGCAUUAAAAUAUUCUUAGAAUUUGCAAAAUGUAUUUAUUUGUUUACUGAAAAAUAAAUAAAUACAAAAUGCGCAACUUUGUAUUGCGGUUAAACUAUCAACAGCACUAUAGCUAAGGCUUGGAUGUACCUACUUCAAAUCAUUUUUAUAAGGAUGGAUGUAAUUCCUAAUUUAUAUCACUCAAUUAUGUAAUUAUAGUUAGCUGUUACUGCUUUUCCAUUUUAAUAAUUAUAUGUAUUAAGUCUUCGUUACUUUACAAUACGUUUAUCAUCCCUCAUUAGCCUACUAAUAUCCCCACUGCUAAAGCAAGCACAAGCCUCCCCAAUAAAUUGGUCCUAAAAAUGGAUCAAUACCCACAACGCGGUUACAAUACGGAUUGGUGGAUGCGAACGACUGCAGAUGCUGCAUCUCAUGUUAAGCUGUUGGUCCCGGCUUAACAUGUCAUCUAAAGCACAGGGGCGGUCCAAACAAUAAGUAAUCCUAUGACCAAUUCAAAUCAGUACCAGUUGCCUAAAGGUCAGAACUCAUUGGAACGAGGUGAACAUUUGCCUAACGGGAUUGCUAUGGCUAUCGCUAUCGCUCAAUUUUUAUUUUAACCGACUUCAAAAAAGGAGGUUUGUGUUGGACUGUAUAUAUAUAUUUUUUGUUAUUUCUGAACGCCGAAGGUUUUCAAAUGCCUCGCGCUCUUUUUUUCUAUUACAUUGAUAAUAACAAUUUGAAGAAAAUGAGCGUGAGGUAUUUGAAAACUUGGUGAAGAUACGGAGUUGUUGUAGCGUAUGCCCAUAGAAAUUCAUACAAAGAAUAUCAAACCACAUGAGUUGAGGCGGUGAACCACAUGACCUUGUACGAUCGCUGUCCACUGCGCCAUCUCUUACUCCGUUAUUACGUAAGUGAAUAUAAUCAUUAAAAGGAUGUUAUCCUGCUAUCUAAGUAACAGCCUUAGCUACGGCAUUGGAUAAUUAAUGUGACAGAUCCAUAACGAACAACGAUUGCAAUACACUUAAAAAUAAAAGUAAAUCAAAUCUGGGUCUUAUUGUCUAACUUGGAACUCCUUCUGCUUCUGUUCCCCUUUACCAAAGCUGAUCUCUUCAUCAAAGGUCAAAUAAAACCGGUAGCGGGAGGAGUCAAAUUUAGACACACGCCCCAGUUACAACAAACUAAUGAGAGUGUUUAGGAAUAUUUACGUCACCACUUGACGACACUGUGACGUGGGUCUUUUGUAAAAAUCUUUUGGCGCGAACUAAUUGAACGAGCAUUUAACCCCUGCCCCUCUAGCAUGACCGGGAAUGAUGAAAUGAAAUAUGAAAAAAACAUGAAACGGGAUAUGAUAAAGCGAUAUAUCGGCAUUGACUGUCAGACUACUGUCAAACUCAACUGUAGUCUGACAGUUAAUGCCGAUAUAUCGCUUUAUCAUAUCCCAUUUCGGUGGUCAUGCGAGAGGGGGUGGUCUGUGUAAAUGGCAGAUUUCUGUCAAUGUCAAAAAACCCCUGGCCUGUGUAAAUGUCAGAUUUCUACCAACGUCAAAAAAACCCCUGUCUGAAGGUGAUGGCAGAUUUCUGCUACGACUUGAGAAAAUUAUUCUCUUUUUUUAUAUUUUGCGUUUUAUCAUAUUUAGUUAUGGUUUUUAAUUUACACAUCUAAUAUAUAGAUACGUUUGUAGAGAACCUAUUCAAAAUUCAUUUAAGACAUAAAUGAAGCCUGGGUGUACAGUAGAACUCGAAUAAUAAGAAGAAAAUCGGCCGGAAAAUCAAAAAAAUGUAAGGCCGUGAAAAACUAAAUGGACGGCAAUCACAGACAGGUUUUUGAGCGUCAUAUUGCUUCCACAUUUGACGGGUUAUAUUGAUCUAUAGACUAUGAAGACAUACGUGAUUUGACGGAUGAGUAGACCUUUCGUCUCAGUGCUGCCACCUGGUGCCCGUCAUUCCAGAAUACCCUCAUUGGAAAGCGACCAUAGAAAUAGAGAAUGAAAAUAAACAACUCUCUCCAAAGAUAGAAAGCGAUGGAGCUAUUAGCCGCACGAUCGCUUCGUCUCUCUCAUAUACCUAUAUCUGAGGAUCAAGCACGAACUUUGACAGCUCCGUUAUUGUAUCGCAUCGUCAAAGUUUCUAUGAAACUUAAGCAGCGCCUCUACCGGACGUAAGAACAAACUGGCUUCUUCCAUAAAAAAAUUGACGAUGACGUUAAGAUUACGAAUCUGCCAGUUCGUGCUUGGGGCUUCUGCCCAGUUUUACUUUAGAGUUGUACAGGCAAAGUCAGUCCAUUCUCUGUAUAUGGUUACAACAAACUAAAAGCGAACUAUCACUACACACUCUUGUGUCAAUAGCAUAUUAUUAUCAUAAUAACACAAACGAAAAGCUUUAAAUAAAUGAAAAAUAAAAUCUCACGUAGCUGGAUGGCAGCUGGGCUCUAAUAAACAUUUACUUUAUAAUUUUGAGAAAGAGUACCGUAUAUGGAAAUUCAUUCCCACAAUGGACUGAUCCGAAUUAAUUAGAAAUUCUCAUUAUUGUGAUCGUUGUAAGCAUUUAUGUUGUGACGAUAUACGUCAUCGUUUCUGUCCCCGUGGCAUGAGCACCACAAUUUACAUUAGGUCACGUUUUUUUAUCGCAACUGCAGCUGUUUUGACGGCAGCCAUCGGCUACGAUACGGUCGUGUAUAUAAAGCCUAAGGAUACCUGUCCACAAGGGCGUCACUAAGGGGGUGCAGGAGGGGGCAACUGCCCCCCCCCCCCUGCUAGAGAUCAAAUAUAGCUAGCCACAAAGCGACCAAAGUGCGAGCAAUUGACUUCCUUACCUAUUAUAUUGCUCCAUUGCCACCACUCUCCACUCCACUGGAGCGGAGCGCAGAAACGAAGAUAUUAAUCAUAUCAAAAUCUCCCCUCGUCUCUUUAGUAGGCAGAUUUGCAAAAUUGUCCGCUCUUCUUCAGUGGAGAGAUUUUUUGCAAUCCUAUUGGUUAAUAUUUCUCUGUUUCUCCGUUCCGGUGGACAGGCAGCAAAAGGCUAAGAACUCGCGGAGCGCGUUUUUCCCACACCUGCCGCGGGCCGCCCGCAGAGCGGACCGGACAUUGUCCGGAUUUUUCAAAUUACAUUGCAUAUAAAUAAUAAAAGUACAUAUUGAUUUAAAUACCAUACCAUUGUCACUAAGUCAGUAAUGGUACCUACUAUUUUGUGAUUAAAAUAUCCGGACUUUUUCGAAAUGUCAGGAUUUUUGUCUGGACUUGAAAUUCCUAAAUGGUAACCCUUCCUGUACUACAAUACCUUUAUUUUUAUUUAUACGAAAAAAAAAAGUUAGUCAUCAUCCCUAUUGAGCUUGAUAAAAACGAGGUAUUCUCAUAUUGCAGUGCUCAUGCCAAGGAGGCAGGAUUGUCAUCCCUCUUCUAUCAAUUGACAUCUUUUAAAUUUAUUUAUAUUUAUUACAAAAAUAUCUUAAUCAAUGAAGAAAGACAGAGAGAGAGAAAAACUUAUUACAUCAUAGAAAACAAAAUGAGCCAAAUAUGUUAUCCUAUUAACUUACAUCGUAACUUGUGGAGCUAGGUUUAUUAAUUCUAAGAGAAUUUUCAACAUUAACACUUUAACAAACGGUAUGUUGAUAAGAAUUCUUAACAUUAACACAUUAAGAAACAUUAUGUUUAACAGAUUGAUUCACAUUGGGAACAUGUACAUGCCAUAUUCGAUACCCCGCCUCUACAUAAAUAAAUAUCUCUCUCAAUUUUUAUCGAUAAUUUCGUUGGUUUAACACCCGGGGGCGGACACUAAGUUCAUAUUUUGUCCCGCUUCAGUCGCCACUGUGAGACGAUGUCGCAAAGCGAAGGCAGCCACCACUCGGGCCACCUGAGCGAAAAUAUACUUUAUUACAAAGCAGAAAGGUUCACUGGUCCUUAGCUCCCAAUUAUAGAUAUCUUCUAAGCCAUUAUUUAUUACUUCGUAGUAAAAAGGAAUCCGUUGAAUGUAUAGAAGAAAUCUCGUAUUAUACAAUUUGAGGAGUGCUAACCAAUUUUACGAUGAAUAGCCAAUACGAAAACUACACCUAAAUUAAGAAACUUUUGAGAAAUAAGAAUGUAUGAAUCUUGAACUGAAUGAAUUACACACUUUAACUAGUAAACCGUAGAGUUCAAAUGGUCAUAACUGUUAACACUUCUUAAUAAUGAACUUUAUGGAUGUGAGCCCCAGUCUAGUUUUGGAACACAAUAAACAAAUGGUUGCAAAUGCUUGGUUUAGUUUGUCAAGUCAGAAUCUGCACGAUUCUGCCCUUGUCUGUUGUUCCGUAUUAGCCUUUUUUUGUUGCCUAUUAAAAUUUUAAUCAAAUUUUACACCCUAACCCCCUUCUUAAUAGAAGAAAACUAAGCUUGGAUUAGUAACUCUAUAUUUUCUCUCUGUUAAUUGAAUGACAAAUGGCACUUGAGUGAUAUGAAGGUGGUAAAAGUUUAACUUUCUACAACAAAAAUUAUACUACGUCCUUCAUUGUCGUUCCCUUAUCUCCAUAUCAAUAAUUUUCAAAAUCAGUUGAGCGAUGUAAGGGUCAAAUAGUAACAAAGAGAGUAAUUUUAUUAUAUUCUUAUUUUAAGCAUUAAGCUGUUAGAUUUAUAAAUCUAAAGAACAUUUUAGUAGAAGAAUUGUUUCUGUCACAACGUGUCCGUGAUGCUAGCGUACCCAUGAUCAAUAUACGGUUUUUCGUUAUGCCAUUAAAUACUGCGUAAAUAGUGCCAAUUUAGUGUAAAAAUAAAAAAAAUAGUGCCUCUUUAAUUAAAGAAAUAAAGACCAUUUUUACUGUGUACGCUACCAUGACGUCAAGCUAGCGUACCCAUGGCCGACCCCAAGAACGGCAUAUAUUUAAGCAACAAAAUUGACACACAAAAAUAGUUCGCAAAUAGUGCCCUGGC
Messenger RNA from Chilo suppressalis (striped riceborer), 16574 nucleotides. The record is from the annotation of a GenBank genome assembly. NCBI's taxonomy places the organism in Eukaryota, Metazoa, Arthropoda, Insecta, Lepidoptera, Crambidae.